Closterium sp. Yama58-4 is the source of this 20788-nucleotide messenger RNA. The record is from the annotation of a GenBank genome assembly. Lineage: Eukaryota; Viridiplantae; Streptophyta; Zygnematophyceae; Desmidiales; Closteriaceae.
AUGCCGCCAGGUAGGAAGCAGGCACAGCGCUCUAUCAGCAGGGCUGUGCUGCUAUUACCAGGAGUGGCGCUGCAGGAGGAGCACAAGGCGGAGCAGUCGGAGCAGAAGAGGGUGGUGUUGACAGCAACCACAGUGCAGGCGUGGCGUGGUGCUGCCAUUACCUGCGACGGUGCUGCUAUUACCAGAUGUGAUGUGGUGCUGCCAUUACCUGCGACGGUGCUGCUAUUACCAGAUGUGGUGCUGCCAUUACCUGCGACGGUGCUGCUAUUACCAGAUGUGGUGCUGCCAUUACCUGCGACGGUGCUGCUAUUACCAGAUGUGGUGCUGCCAUUACCUGCGACGGUGCUGCUAUUACCAGAUGUGGUGCUGCCAUUACCUGCGACGGUGCUGCUAUUACCAGAUGUGGUGCUGCCAUUACCUGCGACGGUGCUGCUAUUACCAGAUGUGGUGCUGCCAUUACCUGCGACGGUGCUGCUAUUACCAGAUGUGGUGCUGCCAUUACCUGCGACGGUGCUGCUAUUACCAGAUGUGGUGCUGCCAUUACCUGCGACGGUGCUGCUAUUACCAGAUGUGGUGCUGCCAUUACCUGCGACGGUGCUGCUAUUACCAGAUGUGGUGCUGCCAUUACCUGCGACGGUGCUGCUAUUACCAGAUGUGGUGCUGCCAUUACCUGCGACGGUGCUGCUAUUACCAGAUGUGGUGCUGCCAUUACCUGCGACGGUGCUGCUAUUACCAGAUGUGGUGCUGCCAUUACCUGCGACGGUGCUGCUAUUACCAGAUGUGGUGCUGCCAUUACCUGCGACGGUGCUGCUAUUACCAGAUGUGGUGCUGCCAUUACCUGCGACGGUGCUGCUAUUACCAGAUGUGGUGCUGCCAUUACCUGCGACGGUGCUGCUAUUACCAGAUGUGGUGCUGCCAUUACCUGCUACGGUUCUGCUAUUACCAGAUGUGGUGCUGCCAUUACCUGCGACGGUGCUGCUAUUACCAGAUGUGGUGCUGCCAUUACCUGCGACGGUGCUGCUAUUACCAGAUGUGGUGCUGCCAUUACCUGCGACGGUGCUGCUAUUACCAGAUGUGGUGCUGCCAUUACCUGCUACGGUGCUGCUAUUACCAGAUGUGGUGCUGCCAUUACCUGCUACGGUUCUGCUAUUACCAGAUGUGGUGCUGCCAUUACCUGCGACGGUGCUGCUAUUACCAGAUGUGGUGCUGCCAUUACCUGCUACGGUUCUGCUAUUACCAGAUGUGGUGCUGCCAUUACCUGCGACGGUGCUGCUAUUACCAGAUGUGGUGCUGCCAUUACCUGCGACGGUGCUGCUAUUACCAGAUGUGGUGCUGCCAUUACCUGCGACGGUGCUGCUAUUACCAGAUGUGGUGCUGCCAUUACCUGCGACGGUGCUGCUAUUACCAGAUGUGGUGCUGCCAUUACCUGCUACGGUGCUGCUAUUACCAGAUGUGGUGCUGCCAUUACCUGCGACGGUGCUGCUAUUACCAGAUGUGGUGCUGCCAUUACCUGCGACGGUGCUGCUAUUACCAGAUGUGGUGCUGCCAUUACCUGCGACGGUGCUGCUAUUACCAGAUGUGGUGCUGCCAUUACCUGCGACGGUGCUGCUAUUACCAGAUGUGGUGCUGCCAUUACCUGCGACGGUGCUGCUAUUACCAGAUGUGGUGCUGCCAUUACCUGCGACGGUGCUGCUAUUACCAGAUGUGGUGCUGCCAUUACCUGCGACGGUGCUGCUAUUACCAGAUGUGGUGCUGCCAUUACCUGCGACGGUGCUGCUAUUACCAGAUGUGGUGCUGCCAUUACCUGCGACGGUGCUGCUAUUACCAGAUGUGGUGCUGCCAUUACCUGCUACGGUUCUGCUAUUACCAGAUGUGGUGCUGCCAUUACCUGCUACGGUUCUGCUAUUACCAGAUGUGGUGCUGCCAUUACCUGCGACGGUGCUGCUAUUACCAGAUGUGGUGCUGCCAUUACCUGCGACGGUGCUGCUAUUACCAGAUGUGGUGCUGCCAUUACCUGCGACGGUGCUGCUAUUACCAGAUGUGGUGCUGCCAUUACCUGCGACGGUGCUGCUAUUACCAGAUGUGGUGCUGCCAUUACCUGCGACGGUGCUGCUAUUACCAGAUGUGGUGCUGCCAUUACCUGCGACGGUGCUGCUAUUACCAGAUGUGGUGCUGCCAUUACCUGCGACGGUGCUGCUAUUACCAGAUGUGGUGCUGCCAUUACCUGCGACGGUGCUGCUAUUACCAGAUGUGGUGCUGCCAUUACCUGCUACGGUUCUGCUAUUACCAGAUGUGGUGCUGCCAUUACCUGCUACGGUUCUGCUAUUACCAGAUGUGGUGCUGCCAUUACCUGCGACGGUGCUGCUAUUACCAGAUGUGGUGCUGCCAUUACCUGCGACGGUGCUGCUAUUACCAGAUGUGGUGCUGCCAUUACCUGCUACGGUGCUGCUAUUACCAGAUGUGGUGCUGCCAUCACCUGCUACGGUGCUGCUAUUACCAGAUGUGGUGCUGCCAUUACCUGCGACGGUGCUGCUAUUACCAGAUGUGGUGCUGCCAUUACCUGCGACGGUGCUGCUAUUACCAGAUGUGGUGCUGCCAUUACCUGCUACGGUGCUGCUAUUACCAGAUGUGGUGCUGCCAUUACCUGCUACGGUUCUGCUAUUACCAGAUGUGGUGCUGCCAUUACCUGCGACGGUGCUGCUAUUACCAGAUGUGGUGCUGCCAUUACCUGCUACGGUGCUGCUAUUACCAGAUGUGGUGCUGCCAUUACCUGCGACGGUGCUGCUAUUACCAGAUGUGGUGCUGCCAUUACCUGCGACGGUGCUGCUAUUACCAGAUGUGGUGCUGCCAUUACCUGCGACGGUGCUGCUAUUACCAGAUGUGGUGCUGCCAUUACCUGCGACGGUGCUGCUAUUACCAGAUGUGGUGCUGCCAUCACCUGCUACGGUGCUGCUAUUACCAGAUGUGGUGCUGCCAUCACCUGCUACGGUGCUGCUAUUACCAGAUGUGGUGCUGCCAUUACCUGCGACGGUGCUGCUAUUACCAGAUGUGGUGCUGCCAUCACCUGCUACGGUGCUGCUAUUACCAGAUGUGGUGCUGCCAUUACCUGCGACGGUGCUGCUAUUACCAGAUGUGGUGCUGCCAUUACCUGCGACGGUGCUGCUAUUACCAGAUGUGGUGCUGCCAUUACCUGCGACGGUGCUGCUAUUACCAGAUGUGGUGCUGCCAUUACCUGCUACGGUGCUGCUAUUACCAGAUGUGGUGCUGCCAUCACCUGCUACGGUGCUGCUAUUACCAGAUGUGGUGCUGCCAUCACCUGCUACGGUGCUGCUAUUACCAGAUGUGGUGCUGCCAUUACCUGCGACGGUGCUGCUAUUACCAGAUGUGGUGCUGCCAUCACCUGCUACGGUGCUGCUAUUACCAGAUGUGGUGCUGCCAUUACCUGCGACGGUGCUGCUAUUACCAGAUGUGGUGCUGCCAUUACCUGCGACGGUGCUGCUAUUACCAGAUGUGGUGCUGCCAUUACCUGCGACGGUGCUGCUAUUACCAGAUGUGGUGCUGCCAUUACCUGCGACGGUGCUGCUAUUACCAGAUGUGGUGCUGCCAUUACCUGCGACGGUGCUGCUAUUACCAGAUGUGGUGCUGCCAUUACCUGCUACGGUUCUGCUAUUACCAGAUGUGGUGCUGCCAUUACCUGCUACGGUUCUGCUAUUACCAGAUGUGGUGCUGCCAUUACCUGCGACGGUGCUGCUAUUACCAGAUGUGGUGCUGCCAUUACCUGCGACGGUGCUGCUAUUACCAGAUGUGGUGCUGCCAUUACCUGCUACGGUUCUGCUAUUACCAGAUGUGGUGCUGCCAUUACCUGCUACGGUUCUGCUAUUACCAGAUGUGGUGCUGCCAUUACCUGCGACGGUGCUGCUAUUACCAGAUGUGGUGCUGCCAUUACCUGCUACGGUGCUGCUAUUACCAGAUGUGGUGCUGCCAUUACCUGCGACGGUGCUGCUAUUACCAGAUGUGGUGCUGCCAUUACCUGCGACGGUGCUGCUAUUACCAGAUGUGGUGCUGCCAUUACCUGCGACGGUGCUGCUAUUACCAGAUGUGGUGCUGCCAUUACCUGCUACGGUGCUGCUAUUACCAGAUGUUGUGCUGCCAUUACCUGCUACGGUUCUGCUAUUACCAGAUGUGGUGCUGCCAUUACCUGCGACGGUGCUGCUAUUACCAGAUGUGGUGCUGCCAUUACCUGCGACGGUGCUGCUAUUACCAGAUGUGGUGCUGCCAUUACCUGCGACGGUGCUGCUAUUACCAGAUGUGGUGCUGCCAUUACCUGCGACGGUGCUGCUAUUACCAGAUGUGGUGCUGCCAUUACCUGCUACGGUGCUGCUAUUACCAGAUGUGGUGCUGCCAUUACCUGCUACGGUUCUGCUAUUACCAGAUGUGGUGCUGCCAUUACCUGCGACGGUGCUGCUAUUACCAGAUGUGGUGCUGCCAUUACCUGCUACGGUGCUGCUAUUACCAGAUGUGGUGCUGCCAUUACCUGCUACGGUUCUGCUAUUACCAGAUGUGGUGCUGCCAUUACCUGCGACGGUGCUGCUAUUACCAGAUGUGGUGCUGCCAUUACCUGCGACGGUGCUGCUAUUACCAGAUGUGGUGCUGCCAUUACCUGCGACGGUGCUGCUAUUACCAGAUGUGGUGCUGCCAUUACCUGCGACGGUGCUGCUAUUACCAGAUGUGGUGCUGCCAUUACCUGCUACGGUGCUGCUAUUACCAGAUGUGGUGCUGCCAUUACCUGCUACGGUUCUGCUAUUACCAGAUGUGGUGCUGCCAUUACCUGCGACGGUGCUGCUAUUACCAGAUGUGGUGCUGCCAUUACCUGCUACGGUUCUGCUAUUACCAGAUGUGGUGCUGCCAUUACCUGCGACGGUGCUGCUAUUACCAGAUGUGGUGCUGCCAUUACCUGCGACGGUGCUGCUAUUACCAGAUGUGGUGCUGCCAUUACCUGCGACGGUGCUGCUAUUACCAGAUGUGGUGCUGCCAUUACCUGCGACGGUGCUGCUAUUACCAGAUGUGGUGCUGCCAUUACCUGCGACGGUGCUGCUAUUACCAGAUGUGGUGCUGCCAUUACCUGCUACGGUGCUGCUAUUACCAGAUGUGGUGCUGCCAUUACCUGCGACGGUGCUGCUAUUACCAGAUGUGGUGCUGCCAUUACCUGCGACGGUGCUGCUAUUACCAGAUGUGGUGCUGCCAUUACCUGCGACGGUGCUGCUAUUACCAGAUGUGGUGCUGCCAUUACCUGCGACGGUGCUGCUAUUACCAGAUGUGGUGCUGCCAUUACCUGCUACGGUGCUGCUAUUACCAGAUGUGGUGCUGCCAUUACCUGCGACGGUGCUGCUAUUACCAGAUGUGGUGCUGCCAUUACCUGCGACGGUGCUGCUAUUACCAGAUGUGGUGCUGCCAUUACCUGCGACGGUGCUGCUAUUACCAGAUGUGGUGCUGCCAUUACCUGCUACGGUGCUGCUAUUACCAGAUGUGGUGCUGCCAUUACCUGCUACGGUGCUGCUAUUACCAGAUGUGGUGCUGCCAUUACCUGCGACGGUGCUGCUAUUACCAGAUGUGGUGCUGCCAUUACCUGCUACGGUUCUGCUAUUACCAGAUGUGGUGCUGCCAUUACCUGCGACGGUGCUGCUAUUACCAGAUGUGGUGCUGCCAUUACCUGCGACGGUGCUGCUAUUACCAGAUGUGGUGCUGCCAUUACCUGCGACGGUGCUGCUAUUACCAGAUGUGGUGCUGCCAUUACCUGCGACGGUGCUGCUAUUACCAGAUGUGGUGCUGCCAUUACCUGCGACGGUGCUGCUAUUACCAGAUGUGGUGCUGCCAUUACCUGCUACGGUGCUGCUAUUACCAGAUGUGGUGCUGCCAUUACCUGCUACGGUUCUGCUAUUACCAGAUGUGGUGCUGCCAUUACCUGCGACGGUGCUGCUAUUACCAGAUGUGGUGCUGCCAUUACCUGCGACGGUGCUGCUAUUACCAGAUGUGGUGCUGCCAUUACCUGCUACGGUGCUGCUAUUACCAGAUGUGGUGCUGCCAUUACCUGCUACGGUUCUGCUAUUACCAGAUGUGGUGCUGCCAUUACCUGCGACGGUGCUGCUAUUACCAGAUGUGGUGCUGCCAUUACCUGCUACGGUUCUGCUAUUACCAGAUGUGGUGCUGCCAUUACCUGCGACGGUGCUGCUAUUACCAGAUGUGGUGCUGCCAUUACCUGCGACGGUGCUGCUAUUACCAGAUGUGGUGCUGCCAUUACCUGCGACGGUGCUGCUAUUACCAGAUGUGAUGUGGUGCUGCCAUACCUGCUACGGUGCUGCUAUUACCAGAUGUGGUGCUGCCAUCACCUGCUACGGUGCUGCUAUUACCAGAUGUGGUGCUGCCAUUACCUGCGACGGUGCUGCUAUUACCAGAUGUGGUGCUGCCAUCACCUGCUACGGUGCUGCUAUUACCAGAUGUGAUGUGGUGCUGCCAUUACCUGCGACGGUGCUGCUAUUACCAGAUGUGGUGCUGCCAUUACCUGCGACGGUGCUGCUAUUACCAGAUGUGGUGCUGCCAUUACCUGCGACGGUGCUGCUAUUACCAGAUGUGGUGCUGCCAUUACCUGCGACGGUGCUGCUAUUACCAGAUGUGGUGCUGCCAUCACCUGCUACGGUGCUGCUAUUACCAGAUGUGGUGCUGCCAUCACCUGCUACGGUGCUGCUAUUACCAGAUGUGGUGCUGCCAUUACCUGCGACGGUGCUGCUAUUACCAGAUGUGGUGCUGCCAUUACCUGCGACGGUGCUGCUAUUACCAGAUGUGGUGCUGCCAUUACCUGCUACGGUGCUGCUAUUACCAGAUGUGGUGCUGCCAUUACCUGCUACGGUGCUGCUAUUACCAGAUGUGGUGCUGCCAUUACCUGCGACGGUGCUGCUAUUACCAGAUGUGGUGCUGCCAUUACCUGCGACGGUGCUGCUAUUACCAGAUGUGGUGCUGCCAUUACCUGCGACGGUGCUGCUAUUACCAGAUGUGGUGCUGCCAUUACCUGCGACGGUGCUGCUAUUACCAGAUGUGGUGCUGCCAUUACCUGCUACGGUGCUGCUAUUACCAGAUGUGGUGCUGCCAUUACCUGCGACGGUGCUGCUAUUACCAGAUGUGGUGCUGCCAUUACCUGCGACGGUGCUGCUAUUACCAGAUGUGGUGCUGCCAUUACCUGCGACGGUGCUGCUAUUACCAGAUGUGGUGCUGCCAUUACCUGCGACGGUGCUGCUAUUACCAGAUGUGGUGCUGCCAUUACCUGCGACGGUGCUGCUAUUACCAGAUGUGGUGCUGCCAUUACCUGCGACGGUGCUGCUAUUACCAGAUGUGGUGCUGCCAUUACCUGCGACGGUGCUGCUAUUACCAGAUGUGGUGCUGCCAUUACCUGCUACGGUGCUGCUAUUACCAGAUGUGGUGCUGCCAUUACCUGCUACGGUGCUGCUAUUACCAGAUGUGGUGCUGCCAUUACCUGCGACGGUGCUGCUAUUACCAGAUGUGGUGCUGCCAUUACCUGCGACGGUGCUGCUAUUACCAGAUGUGGUGCUGCCAUUACCUGCGACGGUGCUGCUAUUACCAGAUGUGGUGCUGCCAUUACCUGCUACGGUGCUGCUAUUACCAGAUGUGGUGCUGCCAUUACCUGCUACGGUGCUGCUAUUACCAGAUGUGGUGCUGCCAUUACCUGCGACGGUGCUGCUAUUACCAGAUGUGGUGCUGCCAUUACCUGCGACGGUGCUGCUAUUACCAGAUGUGGUGCUGCCAUUACCUGCGACGGUGCUGCUAUUACCAGAUGUGGUGCUGCCAUUACCUGCGACGGUGCUGCUAUUACCAGAUGUGGUGCUGCCAUUACCUGCUACGGUGCUGCUAUUACCAGAUGUGGUGCUGCCAUUACCUGCGACGGUGCUGCUAUUACCAGAUGUGGUGCUGCCAUUACCUGCUACGGUGCUGCUAUUACCAGAUGUGGUGCUGCCAUUACCUGCGACGGUGCUGCUAUUACCAGAUGUGGUGCUGCCAUUACCUGCGACGGUGCUGCUAUUACCAGAUGUGGUGCUGCCAUUACCUGCGACGGUGCUGCUAUUACCAGAUGUGGUGCUGCCAUUACCUGCGACGGUGCUGCUAUUACCAGAUGUGGUGCUGCCAUUACCUGCGACGGUGCUGCUAUUACCAGAUGUGGUGCUGCCAUUACCUGCGACGGUGCUGCUAUUACCAGAUGUGGUGCUGCCAUUACCUGCGACGGUGCUGCUAUUACCAGAUGUGGUGCUGCCAUUACCUGCGACGGUGCUGCUAUUACCAGAUGUGGUGCUGCCAUUACCUGCGACGGUGCUGCUAUUACCAGAUGUGGUGCUGCCAUUACCUGCGACGGUGCUGCUAUUACCAGAUGUGGUGCUGCCAUUACCUGCUACGGUGCUGCUAUUACCAGAUGUGGUGCUGCCAUUACCUGCGACGGUGCUGCUAUUACCAGAUGUGGUGCUGCCAUUACCUGCGACGGUGCUGCUAUUACCAGAUGUGGUGCUGCCAUUACCUGCUACGGUGCUGCUAUUACCAGAUGUGGUGCUGCCAUUACCUGCGACGGUGCUGCUAUUACCAGAUGUGGUGCUGCCAUUACCUGCGACGGUGCUGCUAUUACCAGAUGUGGUGCUGCCAUUACCUGCGACGGUGCUGCUAUUACCAGAUGUGGUGCUGCCAUUACCUGCGACGGUGCUGCUAUUACCAGAUGUGGUGCUGCCAUUACCUGCGACGGUGCUGCUAUUACCAGAUGUGGUGCUGCCAUUACCUGCUACGGUGCUGCUAUUACCAGAUGUGGUGCUGCCAUUACCUGCGACGGUGCUGCUAUUACCAGAUGUGGUGCUGCCAUUACCUGCGACGGUGCUGCUAUUACCAGAUGUGGUGCUGCCAUUACCUGCGACGGUGCUGCUAUUACCAGAUGUGGUGCUGCCAUUACCUGCGACGGUGCUGCUAUUACCAGAUGUGGUGCUGCCAUUACCUGCGACGGUGCUGCUAUUACCAGAUGUGGUGCUGCCAUUACCUGCGACGGUGCUGCUAUUACCAGAUGUGGUGCUGCCAUUACCUGCGACGGUGCUGCUAUUACCAGAUGUGGUGCUGCCAUUACCUGCGACGGUGCUGCUAUUACCAGAUGUGGUGCUGCCAUUACCUGCGACGGUGCUGCUAUUACCAGAUGUGGUGCUGCCAUUACCUGCGACGGUGCUGCUAUUACCAGAUGUGGUGCUGCCAUUACCUGCGACGGUGCUGCUAUUACCAGAUGUGAUGUGGUGCUGCCAUUACCUGCGACGGUCUGCUAUUACCAGAUGUGGUGCUGCCAUUACCUGCGACGGUGCUGCUAUUACCAGAUGUGGUGCUGCCAUUACCUGCGACGGUGCUGCUAUUACCAGAUGUGGUGCUGCCAUUACCUGCUACGGUGCUGCUAUUACCAGAUGUGGUGCUGCCAUUACCUGCGACGGUGCUGCUAUUACCAGAUGUGGUGCUGCCAUUACCUGCGACGGUGCUGCUAUUACCAGAUGUGGUGCUGCCAUUACCUGCUACGGUUCUGCUAUUACCAGAUGUGGUGCUGCCAUUACCUGCGACGGUGCUGCUAUUACCAGAUGUGGUGCUGCCAUUACCUGCGACGGUGCUGCUAUUACCAGAUGUGGUGCUGCCAUUACCUGCGACGGUGCUGCUAUUACCAGAUGUGGUGCUGCCAUUACCUGCGACGGUGCUGCUAUUACCAGAUGUGGUGCUGCCAUUACCUGCGACGGUGCUGCUAUUACCAGAUGUGGUGCUGCCAUUACCUGCUACGGUGCUGCUAUUACCAGAUGUGGUGCUGCCAUUACCUGCGACGGUGCUGCUAUUACCAGAUGUGGUGCUGCCAUUACCUGCGACGGUGCUGCUAUUACCAGAUGUGGUGCUGCCAUUACCUGCUACGGUGCUGCUAUUACCAGAUGUGGUGCUGCCAUUACCUGCGACGGUGCUGCUAUUACCAGAUGUGGUGCUGCCAUUACCUGCGACGGUGCUGCUAUUACCAGAUGUGGUGCUGCCAUUACCUGCGACGGUGCUGCUAUUACCAGAUGUGGUGCUGCCAUUACCUGCGACGGUGCUGCUAUUACCAGAUGUGGUGCUGCCAUUACCUGCGACGGUGCUGCUAUUACCAGAUGUGGUGCUGCCAUUACCUGCGACGGUGCUGCUAUUACCAGAUGUGGUGCUGCCAUUACCUGCGACGGUGCUGCUAUUACCAGAUGUGGUGCUGCCAUACCUGCUACGGUGCUGCUAUUACCAGAUGUGGUGCUGCCAUUACCUGCGACGGUGCUGCUAUUACCAGAUGUGGUGCUGCCAUUACCUGCGACGGUGCUGCUAUUACCAGAUGUGGUGCUGCCAUUACCUGCGACGGUGCUGCUAUUACCAGAUGUGGUGCUGCCAUUACCUGCUACGGUGCUGCUAUUACCAGAUGUGGUGCUGCCAUUACCUGCGACGGUGCUGCUAUUACCAGAUGUGGUGCUGCCAUUACCUGCGACGGUGCUGCUAUUACCAGAUGUGGUGCUGCCAUUACCUGCGACGGUGCUGCUAUUACCAGAUGUGGUGCUGCCAUUACCUGCGACGGUGCUGCUAUUACCAGAUGUGGUGCUGCCAUUACCUGCGACGGUGCUGCUAUUACCAGAUGUGGUGCUGCCAUUACCUGCGACGGUGCUGCUAUUACCAGAUGUGGUGCUGCCAUUACCUGCGACGGUGCUGCUAUUACCAGAUGUGGUGCUGCCAUUACCUGCGACGGUGCUGCUAUUACCAGAUGUGGUGCUGCCAUUACCUGCGACGGUGCUGCUAUUACCAGAUGUGGUGCUGCCAUUACCUGCGACGGUGCUGCUAUUACCAGAUGUGGUGCUGCCAUUACCUGCGACGGUGCUGCUAUUACCAGAUGUGGUGCUGCCAUUACCUGCGACGGUGCUGCUAUUACCAGAUGUGGUGCUGCCAUUACCUGCGACGGUGCUGCUAUUACCAGAUGUGGUGCUGCCAUUACCUGCGACGGUGCUGCUAUUACCAGAUGUGGUGCUGCCAUUACCUGCGACGGUGCUGCUAUUACCAGAUGUGGUGCUGCCAUUACCUGCGACGGUGCUGCUAUUACCAGAUGUGGUGCUGCCAUUACCUGCUACGGUGCUGCUAUUACCAGAUGUGGUGCUGCCAUUACCUGCGACGGUGCUGCUAUUACCAGAUGUGGUGCUGCCAUUACCUGCGACGGUGCUGCUAUUACCAGAUGUGGUGCUGCCAUUACCUGCGACGGUGCUGCUAUUACCAGAUGUGGUGCUGCCAUUACCUGCGACGGUGCUGCUAUUACCAGAUGUGGUGCUGCCAUUACCUGCGACGGUGCUGCUAUUACCAGAUGUGGUGCUGCCAUUACCUGCGACGGUGCUGCUAUUACCAGAUGUGGUGCUGCCAUUACCUGCGACGGUGCUGCUAUUACCAGAUGUGGUGCUGCCAUUACCUGCGACGGUGCUGCUAUUACCAGAUGUGGUGCUGCCAUUACCUGCUACGGUGCUGCUAUUACCAGAUGUGGUGCUGCCAUUACCUGCGACGGUGCUGCUAUUACCAGAUGUGGUGCUGCCAUUACCUGCGACGGUGCUGCUAUUACCAGAUGUGGUGCUGCCAUUACCUGCGACGGUGCUGCUAUUACCAGAUGUGGUGCUGCCAUUACCUGCGACGGUGCUGCUAUUACCAGAUGUGGUGCUGCCAUUACCUGCGACGGUGCUGCUAUUACCAGAUGUGGUGCUGCCAUUACCUGCGACGGUGCUGCUAUUACCAGAUGUGGUGCUGCCAUUACCUGCUACGGUGCUGCUAUUACCAGAUGUGGUGCUGCCAUUACCUGCGACGGUGCUGCUAUUACCAGAUGUGGUGCUGCCAUCACCUGCUACGGUGCUGCUAUUACCAGAUGUGGUGCUGCCAUUACCUGCGACGGUGCUGCUAUUACCAGAUGUGGUGCUGCCAUUACCUGCGACGGUGCUGCUAUUACCAGAUGUGGUGCUGCCAUUACCUGCGACGGUGCUGCUAUUACCAGAUGUGGUGCUGCCAUUACCUGCGACGGUGCUGCUAUUACCAGAUGUGGUGCUGCCAUUACCUGCGACGGUGCUGCUAUUACCAGAUGUGGUGCUGCCAUUACCUGCGACGGUGCUGCUAUUACCAGAUGUGGUGCUGCCAUUACCUGCGACGGUGCUGCUAUUACCAGAUGUGGUGCUGCCAUUACCUGCGACGGUGCUGCUAUUACCAGAUGUGGUGCUGCCAUUACCUGCGACGGUGCUGCUAUUACCAGAUGUGGUGCUGCCAUUACCUGCGACGGUGCUGCUAUUACCAGAUGUGGUGCUGCCAUUACCUGCGACGGUGCUGCUAUUACCAGAUGUGGUGCUGCCAUUACCUGCGACGGUGCUGCUAUUACCAGAUGUGGUGCUGCCAUUACCUGCGACGGUGCUGCUAUUACCAGAUGUGGUGCUGCCAUUACCUGCGACGGUGCUGCUAUUACCAGAUGUGGUGCUGCCAUUACCUGCGACGGUGCUGCUAUUACCAGAUGUGGUGCUGCCAUUACCUGCGACGGUGCUGCUAUUACCAGAUGUGGUGCUGCCAUUACCUGCGACGGUGCUGCUAUUACCAGAUGUGGUGCUGCCAUUACCUGCUACGGUGCUGCUAUUACCAGAUGUGGUGCUGCCAUUACCUGCGACGGUGCUGCUAUUACCAGAUGUGGUGCUGCCAUUACCUGCGACGGUGCUGCUAUUACCAGAUGUGGUGCUGCCAUUACCUGCGACGGUGCUGCUAUUACCAGAUGUGGUGCUGCCAUUACCUGCGACGGUGCUGCUAUUACCAGAUGUGGUGCUGCCAUUACCUGCGACGGUGCUGCUAUUACCAGAUGUGGUGCUGCCAUUACCUGCGACGGUGCUGCUAUUACCAGAUGUGGUGCUGCCAUUACCUGCGACGGUGCUGCUAUUACCAGAUGUGGUGCUGCCAUUACCUGCGACGGUGCUGCUAUUACCAGAUGUGGUGCUGCCAUUACCUGCGACGGUGCUGCUAUUACCAGAUGUGGUGCUGCCAUUACCUGCGACGGUGCUGCUAUUACCAGAUGUGGUGCUGCCAUUACCUGCGACGGUGCUGCUAUUACCAGAUGUGGUGCUGCCAUUACCUGCUACGGUUCUGCUAUUACCAGAUGUGGUGCUGCCAUUACCUGCGACGGUGCUGCUAUUACCAGAUGUGGUGCUGCCAUUACCUGCGACGGUGCUGCUAUUACCAGAUGUGGUGCUGCCAUUACCUGCGACGGUGCUGCUAUUACCAGAUGUGGUGCUGCCAUUACCUGCGACGGUGCUGCUAUUACCAGAUGUGGUGCUGCCAUUACCUGCGACGGUGCUGCUAUUACCAGAUGUGGUGCUGCCAUUACCUGCGACGGUGCUGCUAUUACCAGAUGUGGUGCUGCCAUUACCUGCGACGGUGCUGCUAUUACCAGAUGUGGUGCUGCCAUUACCUGCGACGGUGCUGCUAUUACCAGAUGUGGUGCUGCCAUUACCUGCGACGGUGCUGCUAUUACCAGAUGUGGUGCUGCCAUUACCUGCGACGGUGCUGCUAUUACCAGAUGUGGUGCUGCCAUUACCUGCGACGGUGCUGCUAUUACCAGAUGUGGUGCUGCCAUUACCUGCGACGGUGCUGCUAUUACCAGAUGUGGUGCUGCCAUUACCUGCGACGGUGCUGCUAUUACCAGAUGUGGUGCUGCCAUUACCUGCGACGGUGCUGCUAUUACCAGAUGUGGUGCUGCCAUUACCUGCGACGGUGCUGCUAUUACCAGAUGUGGUGCUGCCAUUACCUGCGACGGUGCUGCUAUUACCAGAUGUGGUGCUGCCAUCACCUGCUACGGUGCUGCUAUUACCAGAUGUGGUGCUGCCAUUACCUGCGACGGUGCUGCUAUUACCAGAUGUGGUGCUGCCAUUACCUGCGACGGUGCUGCUAUUACCAGAUGUGGUGCUGCCAUUACCUGCGACGGUGCUGCUAUUACCAGAUGUGGUGCUGCCAUUACCUGCGACGGUGCUGCUAUUACCAGAUGUGGUGCUGCCAUUACCUGCGACGGUGCUGCUAUUACCAGAUGUGGUGCUGCCAUUACCUGCGACGGUGCUGCUAUUACCAGAUGUGGUGCUGCCAUUACCUGCGACGGUGCUGCUAUUACCAGAUGUGGUGCUGCCAUUACCUGCGACGGUGCUGCUAUUACCAGAUGUGGUGCUGCCAUUACCUGCGACGGUGCUGCUAUUACCAGAUGUGGUGCUGCCAUUACCUGCGACGGUGCUGCUAUUACCAGAUGUGGUGCUGCCAUUACCUGCGACGGUGCUGCUAUUACCAGAUGUGGUGCUGCCAUUACCUGCGACGGUGCUGCUAUUACCAGAUGUGGUGCUGCCAUUACCUGCGACGGUGCUGCUAUUACCAGAUGUGGUGCUGCCAUUACCUGCGACGGUGCUGCUAUUACCAGAUGUGGUGCUGCCAUUACCUGCGACGGUGCUGCUAUUACCAGAUGUGGUGCUGCCAUUACCUGCGACGGUGCUGCUAUUACCAGAUGUGGUGCUGCCAUUACCUGCGACGGUGCUGCUAUUACCAGAUGUGGUGCUGCCAUUACCUGCGACGGUGCUGCUAUUACCAGAUGUGGUGCUGCCAUUACCUGCGACGGUGCUGCUAUUACCAGAUGUGGUGCUGCCAUUACCUGCGACGGUGCUGCUAUUACCAGAUGUGGUGCUGCCAUUACCUGCGACGGUGCUGCUAUUACCAGAUGUGGUGCUGCCAUUACCUGCGACGGUGCUGCUAUUACCAGAUGUGGUGCUGCCAUUACCUGCGACGGUGCUGCUAUUACCAGAUGUGGUGCUGCCAUUACCUGCGACGGUGCUGCUAUUACCAGAUGUGGUGCUGCCAUUACCUGCGACGGUGCUGCUAUUACCAGAUGUGGUGCUGCCAUUACCUGCGACGGUGCUGCUAUUACCAGAUGUGGUGCUGCCAUUACCUGCUACGGUGCUGCUAUUACCAGAUGUGGUGCUGCCAUUACCUGCUACGGUUCUGCUAUUACCAGAUGUGGUGCUGCCAUUACCUGCGACGGUGCUGCUAUUACCAGAUGUGGUGCUGCCAUUACCUGCGACGGUGCUGCUAUUACCAGAUGUGGUGCUGCCAUUACCUGCGACGGUGCUGCUAUUACCAGAUGUGGUGCUGCCAUUACCUGCGACGGUGCUGCUAUUACCAGAUGUGGUGCUGCCAUUACCUGCGACGGUGCUGCUAUUACCAGAUGUGGUGCUGCCAUUACCUGCGACGGUGCUGCUAUUACCAGAUGUGGUGCUGCCAUUACCUGCGACGGUGCUGCUAUUACCAGAUGUGGUGCUGCCAUUACCUGCGACGGUGCUGCUAUUACCAGAUGUGGUGCUGCCAUUACCUGCGACGGUGCUGCUAUUACCAGAUGUGGUGCUGCCAUUACCUGCGACGGUGCUGCUAUUACCAGAUGUGGUGCUGCCAUUACCUGCGACGGUGCUGCUAUUACCAGAUGUGGUGCUGCCAUUACCUGCGACGGUGCUGCUAUUACCAGAUGUGGUGCUGCCAUUACCUGCGACGGUGCUGCUAUUACCAGAUGUGGUGCUGCCAUUACCUGCGACGGUGCUGCUAUUACCAGAUGUGGUGCUGCCAUUACCUGCUACGGUUCUGCUAUUACCAGAUGUGGUGCUGCCAUUACCUGCGACGGUGCUGCUAUUACCAGAUGUGGUGCUGCCAUUACCUGCGACGGUGCUGCUAUUACCAGAUGUGGUGCUGCCAUUACCUGCGACGGUGCUGCUAUUACCAGAUGUGGUGCUGCCAUUACCUGCGACGGUGCUGCUAUUACCAGAUGUGGUGCUGCCAUUACCUGCGACGGUGCUGCUAUUACCAGAUGUGGUGCUGCCAUUACCUGCGACGGUGCUGCUAUUACCAGAUGUGGUGCUGCCAUUACCUGCGACGGUGCUGCUAUUACCAGAUGUGGUGCUGCCAUUACCUGCGACGGUGCUGCUAUUACCAGAUGUGGUGCUGCCAUUACCUGCGACGGUGCUGCUAUUACCAGAUGUGGUGCUGCCAUUACCUGCGACGGUGCUGCUAUUACCAGAUGUGGUGCUGCCAUUACCUGCGACGGUGCUGCUAUUACCAGAUGUGGUGCUGCCAUUACCUGCGACGGUGCUGCUAUUACCAGAUGUGGUGCUGCCAUUACCUGCGACGGUGCUGCUAUUACCAGAUGUGGUGCUGCCAUUACCUGCUACGGUUCUGCUAUUACCAGAUGUGGUGCUGCCAUUACCUGCGACGGUGCUGCUAUUACCAGAUGUGGUGCUGCCAUUACCUGCUACGGUUCUGCUAUUACCAGAUGUGGUGCUGCCAUUACCUGCGACGGUGCUGCUAUUACCAGAUGUGGUGCUGCCAUUACCUGCGACGGUGCUGCUAUUACCAGAUGUGGUGCUGCCAUUACCUGCGACGGUGCUGCUAUUACCAGAUGUGGUGCUGCCAUUACCUGCGACGGUGCUGCUAUUACCAGAUGUGGUGCUGCCAUUACCUGCGACGGUGCUGCUAUUACCAGAUGUGGUGCUGCCAUUACCUGCGACGGUGCUGCUAUUACCAGAUGUGGUGCUGCCAUUACCUGCGACGGUGCUGCUAUUACCAGAUGUGGUGCUGCCAUUACCUGCGACGGUGCUGCUAUUACCAGAUGUGGUGCUGCCAUUACCUGCGACGGUGCUGCUAUUACCAGAUGUGGUGCUGCCAUUACCUGCGACGGUGCUGCUAUUACCAGAUGUGGUGCUGCCAUUACCUGCGACGGUGCUGCUAUUACCAGAUGUGGUGCUGCCAUUACCUGCGACGGUGCUGCUAUUACCAGAUGUGGUGCUGCCAUUACCUGCUACGGUGCUGCUAUUACCAGAUGUGGUGCUGCCAUUACCUGCGACGGUGCUGCUAUUACCAGAUGUGGUGCUGCCAUUACCUGCUACGGUGCUGCUAUUACCAGAUGUGGUGCUGCCAUUACCUGCGACGGUGCUGCUAUUACCAGAUGUGGUGCUGCCAUUACCUGCGACGGUGCUGCUAUUACCAGAUGUGGUGCUGCCAUUACCUGCGACGGUGCUGCUAUUACCAGAUGUGGUGCUGCCAUUACCUGCGACGGUGCUGCUAUUACCAGAUGUGGUGCUGCCAUUACCUGCGACGGUGCUGCUAUUACCAGAUGUGGUGCUGCCAUUACCUGCGACGGUGCUGCUAUUACCAGAUGUGGUGCUGCCAUUACCUGCGACGGUGCUGCUAUUACCAGAUGUGGUGCUGCCAUUACCUGCGACGGUGCUGCUAUUACCAGAUGUGGUGCUGCCAUUACCUGCGACGGUGCUGCUAUUACCAGAUGUGGUGCUGCCAUUACCUGCGACGGUGCUGCUAUUACCAGAUGUGGUGCUGCCAUUACCUGCGACGGUGCUGCUAUUACCAGAUGUGGUGCUGCCAUUACCUGCGACGGUGCUGCUAUUACCAGAUGUGGUGCUGCCAUUACCUGCGACGGUGCUGCUAUUACCAGAUGUGGUGCUGCCAUUACCUGCGACGGUGCUGCUAUUACCAGAUGUGGUGCUGCCAUUACCUGCUACGGUGCUGCUAUUACCAGAUGUGGUGCUGCCAUUACCUGCGACGGUGCUGCUAUUACCAGAUGUGGUGCUGCCAUUACCUGCGACGGUGCUGCUAUUACCAGAUGUGGUGCUGCCAUUACCUGCGACGGUGCUGCUAUUACCAGAUGUGGUGCUGCCAUUACCUGCGACGGUGCUGCUAUUACCAGAUGUGGUGCUGCCAUUACCUGCGACGGUGCUGCUAUUACCAGAUGUGGUGCUGCCAUUACCUGCUACGGUUCUGCUAUUACCAGAUGUGGUGCUGCCAUUACCUGCGACGGUGCUGCUAUUACCAGAUGUGGUGCUGCCAUUACCUGCGACGGUGCUGCUAUUACCAGAUGUGGUGCUGCCAUUACCUGCUACGGUGCUGCUAUUACCAGAUGUGGUGCUGCCAUUACCUGCUACGGUUCUGCUAUUACCAGAUGUGGUGCUGCCAUUACCUGCUACGGUGCUGCUAUUACCAGAUGUGGUGCUGCCAUCACCUGCUACGGUGCUGCUAUUACCAGAUGUGGUGCUGCCAUUACCUGCGACGGUGCUGCUAUUACCAGAUGUGGUGCUGCCAUUACCUGCGACGGUGCUGCUAUUACCAGAUGUGGUGCUGCCAUUACCUGCGACGGUGCUGCUAUUACCAGAUGUGGUGCUGCCAUUACCUGCGACGGUGCUGCUAUUACCAGAUGUGGUGCUGCCAUUACCUGCGACGGUGCUGCUAUUACCAGAUGUGGUGCUGCCAUUACCUGCGACGGUGCUGCUAUUACCAGAUGUGGUGCUGCCAUUACCUGCGACGGUGCUGCUAUUACCAGAUGUGGUGCUGCCAUUACCUGCGACGGUGCUGCUAUUACCAGAUGUGGUGCUGCCAUUACCUGCGACGGUGCUGCUAUUACCAGAUGUGGUGCUGCCAUUACCUGCUACGGUUCUGCUAUUACCAGAUGUGGUGCUGCCAUUACCUGCGACGGUGCUGCUAUUACCAGAUGUGGUGCUGCCAUUACCUGCUACGGUUCUGCUAUUACCAGAUGUGGUGCUGCCAUUACCUGCGACGGUGCUGCUAUUACCAGAUGUGGUGCUGCCAUUACCUGCGACGGUGCUGCUAUUACCAGAUGUGGUGCUGCCAUUACCUGCGACGGUGCUGCUAUUACCAGAUGUGGUGCUGCCAUUACCUGCUACGGUGCUGCUAUUACCAGAUGUGGUGCUGCCAUUACCUGCGACGGUGCUGCUAUUACCAGAUGUGGUGCUGCCAUUACCUGCGACGGUGCUGCUAUUACCAGAUGUGGUGCUGCCAUUACCUGCGACGGUGCUGCUAUUACCAGAUGUGGUGCUGCCAUUACCUGCGACGGUGCUGCUAUUACCAGAUGUGGUGCUGCCAUUACCUGCUACGGUUCUGCUAUUACCAGAUGUGGUGCUGCCAUUACCUGCUACGGUUCUGCUAUUACCAGAUGUGGUGCUGCCAUUACCUGCGACGGUGCUGCUAUUACCAGAUGUGGUGCUGCCAUUACCUGCGACGGUGCUGCUAUUACCAGAUGUGGUGCUGCCAUUACCUGCGACGGUGCUGCUAUUACCAGAUGUGGUGCUGCCAUUACCUGCGACGGUGCUGCUAUUACCAGAUGUGGUGCUGCCAUUACCUGCGACGGUGCUGCUAUUACCAGAUGUGGUGCUGCCAUUACCUGCGACGGUGCUGCUAUUACCAGAUGUGGUGCUGCCAUUACCUGCGACGGUGCUGCUAUUACCAGAUGUGGUGCUGCCAUUACCUGCGACGGUGCUGCUAUUACCAGAUGUGGUGCUGCCAUUACCUGCUACGGUUCUGCUAUUACCAGAUGUGGUGCUGCCAUUACCUGCUACGGUUCUGCUAUUACCAGAUGUGGUGCUGCCAUUACCUGCGACGGUGCUGCUAUUACCAGAUGUGGUGCUGCCAUUACCUGCGACGGUGCUGCUAUUACCAGAUGUGGUGCUGCCAUUACCUGCUACGGUGCUGCUAUUACCAGAUGUGGUGCUGCCAUUACCUGCUACGGUUCUGCUAUUACCAGAUGUGGUGCUGCCAUUACCUGCGACGGUGCUGCUAUUACCAGAUGUGGUGCUGCCAUUACCUGCUACGGUUCUGCUAUUACCAGAUGUGGUGCUGCCAUUACCUGCGACGGUGCUGCUAUUACCAGAUGUGGUGCUGCCAUUACCUGCGACGGUGCUGCUAUUACCAGAUGUGGUGCUGCCAUUACCUGCGACGGUGCUGCUAUUACCAGAUGUGGUGCUGCCAUUACCUGCGACGGUGCUGCUAUUACCAGAUGUGGUGCUGCCAUUACCUGCGACGGUGCUGCUAUUACCAGAUGUGGUGCUGCCAUCACCUGCUACGGUGCUGCUAUUACCAGAUGUGGUGCUGCCAUCACCUGCUACGGUGCUGCUAUUACCAGAUGUGGUGCUGCCAUUACCUGCGACGGUGCUGCUAUUACCAGAUGUGGUGCUGCCAUUACCUGCGACGGUGCUGCUAUUACCAGAUGUGGUGCUGCCAUUACCUGCGACGGUGCUGCUAUUACCAGAUGUGGUGCUGCCAUUACCUGCGACGGUGCUGCUAUUACCAGAUGUGGUGCUGCCAUUACCUGCGACGGUGCUGCUAUUACCAGAUGUGGUGCUGCCAUUACCUGCGACGGUGCUGCUAUUACCAGAUGUGGUGCUGCCAUUACCUGCGACGGUGCUGCUAUUACCAGAUGUGGUGCUGCCAUUACCUGCGACGGUGCUGCUAUUACCAGAUGUGGUGCUGCCAUUACCUGCGACGGUGCUGCUAUUACCAGAUGUGGUGCUGCCAUUACCUGCGACGGUGCUGCUAUUACCAGAUGUGGUGCUGCCAUUACCUGCGACGGUGCUGCUAUUACCAGAUGUGGUGCUGCCAUUACCUGCGACGGUGCUGCUAUUACCAGAUGUGGUGCUGCCAUUACCUGCGACGGUGCUGCUAUUACCAGAUGUGGUGCUGCCAUCACCUGCUACGGUGCUGCUAUUACCAGAUGUGGUGCUGCCAUCACCUGCUACGGUGCUGCUAUUACCAGAUGUGGUGCUGCCAUUACCUGCGACGGUGCUGCUAUUACCAGAUGUGGUGCUGCCAUUCACCUGCUACGGUGCUGCUAUUACCAGAUGUG